Messenger RNA from Larimichthys crocea (large yellow croaker), 2685 nucleotides. It is a transcript of the gene zic5, whose product is annotated as zic family member 5 (odd-paired homolog, Drosophila). The transcript has 2 exons. Gene Ontology annotation, biological process: regulation of transcription by RNA polymerase II. Lineage: Eukaryota; Metazoa; Chordata; Actinopteri; Sciaenidae. Gene Ontology annotation, molecular function: DNA-binding transcription factor activity, RNA polymerase II-specific; RNA polymerase II cis-regulatory region sequence-specific DNA binding. Bases 197 to 1693 code for a protein of 498 amino acids. Gene Ontology annotation, cellular component: nucleus. The record is from RefSeq and is a predicted model, not a curated record.
AUUCCCCACUGUGUCCUCCAACUGUUGUAUGUUCUGCCAAUCGCUUGAGGACAGAGUGGGAAAAGGAGCAAGCAGAGUUAGAAGCCGGACAAAAGAACUUAUAGACCCCUUAUAUACAUAUUUUCCUAAUGUUGUAGAGAGCGUGGUGUGGUGAAAAACAAUUGCGGUGAGUGCGGAUGGACUUGUCAGUGUAGUUAUGGAACCCCCUUUAAGCAAGAGGAACCCGGCGAUAAGAUUAGCGGAUUUGGCAGCGACUCAACCCCUUCCUCAUCAGAAUAUGACAGGCUUCCCGGGGCUAGGGGGGCAUCACCCUCUCUCCCACCAUGCCCACCUCCACCCUGGGGAGCUGGGCAACGACCCCGGAGUGGCACUCACUCCAUUUGGACCAGAGCACAUGGCACAGACAAAUGCUCUCAAACUUAGCCCAUCUCAGCACAUUCAGAGCCAUCCCGAAGCCCAGACCGCGGCAUCUUUCACUUCUGCUCAGACCACAGUUGGUUUCCCCGUGGCUCACCCCCACUCAGGCUACUCAAGCAGCAGGGACUUCAUCCUCAGGAGAGAACUCUCAGCCUCUGCUAUGCAUGCACUUGGCGACCAGCAUAGUUCCGCCUCCUCCCCUCAUCACCAUGGCAUGUUCAUCUCCCCAACAGGUGCUUAUGGGCACACGGAAAGUGGGGCCCAUUCACUUUUCACUGGACUCCACGACCAGGCGUCCCCAGGUGCCCACCACCAUGCCCUCAAUGGGCAGAUGCGCCUGGGUAUACCGGGGGACAUCUACGGCAGGCCAGAGCACUUCGGGCACAGGCCAGAGCACUAUGGACCCUCUUCUCUCCACAGCUACAACUCCAUGAACCUCAAUGUGAACAUCGCUUCUGCUCCUCACGGAGCGGCGGGGGCGUUUUUAAGAUACAUGCGGCAGCCCAUAAAGCAAGAGCUCAUCUGCAAGUGGAUCGACCAGGAGCAAAAUCAAAAAAAGCCCUGCUCGAAAACUUACAGCACGAUGCACGAGCUGGUCAACCACGUCACGGUGGAGCAUGUCGGGGGACCGGAGCAGAGCAGCCACGUCUGUUUUUGGGAGGAAUGUCCGCGGGAAGGAAAAGCUUUCAAAGCGAAGUACAAACUGAUAAAUCACAUCCGAGUUCAUACCGGGGAAAAACCUUUCCCGUGCCCUUUCCCGGGAUGUGGGAAAGUGUUCGCUCGAUCGGAGAAUUUAAAGAUUCACAAGAGGACUCACACAGGUGAGAAACCUUUCAAGUGCGAGUUUGACGGCUGUGACAGAAAAUUCGCCAACAGCAGCGACCGGAAGAAGCACUCUCACGUCCACACCAGUGACAAGCCUUACUACUGCAAAGUGCGCGGCUGUGACAAGUCCUACACGCACCCGAGCUCGCUGAGGAAGCACAUGAAAGUGCACUGCAAGUCCCCGCCGCCCCCCUCCACCAACGUCACCUACAUAUCCUCCACAAACCCUCUCGGAGAUCCUCUGUCACCCAACAACAACAACAACAACACCGAGGCGCACAGGAACCGCUCCGCGAACCUCUCCCCUCAGGUCACCAACCUCAACGAGUGGUACGUGUGCCAAGGGAGCGGAGGACCCAACCACCUCCACACCCCGUCCAGCGAUGUGCCAACAUCAGAUUCAGACGACGAGGACUCUUUCAGACACUCAGACCCGAGGACAAUGCUCUGAUGGCCUGUUUACACCACCAACACGUGACUGGCACAAACUUGUCACCUACUUGACCCGUUAAAAAAAAGUGUGUAGAUCCAUGCUGGCCCCCACCGUGCGCGCUUUUUUUGGGGAUAUUGAUGGGUUGUUUUCACUGUAGCAUUUAUUUAAAAAAAAAAAAAUCACUGUGGAUGCAAUGCAGGCCCAAAAACACCGCGAGGAAACGUGUUUUUUUUUCUCCUCCAGAGGUGACCCCUGACCUUUUUCUUCAAAUGUAGAUGAAACACACUGAAAUUAGAAAGUUUGAAAAAUUCAAAAAAAGAAAAAAUCCUCCACUCUUCUUUGAAAAGGACCAAACAUUUUAAAGUGAGCCACUUUUUUAUUUUUAUUUUAUAUAUAUUUUCUUCUUUUCCUUUCAAGAGCAAUAUGCAGGCUUUAAUUAACUGCAUGACUUAAGACUCAACUGGUGUGCUGAAAUUACAUCUUUCAUGUGACCUCCCAUCAUCCCCCUUUGCAGUUUAAUAACUCGCCUGCCAUCAAUCACUGUCAUAUUCCAGACAUUUAAGGAAAACAAAUGGUACUGCUUGGUGACUGGCAACAAAUGUUAACGGACACAAUCUAGAAGAAGAAGAUGAGGACCCUUUUUUUAAAUAAUUAAUAUUUCAUGUGAUUUCUUUAAGAUGUGGUACAAAACUUUGAUAAACUAAUAAGAAGGAGGGGGGGUGUAAAAAAAAAGAGUCAAACAUCAUGAGUGUCUUAAGGGUUCUCAUUUAACCUUUUCAGAUUUAUACAAUACAUGUGUUUGGAUGGAAUUUUGUAAUAUUUAAAAACUAUUUAAGACUAUAUUUUAUGCAAAAUACACAAGUGUUAUGCUCGUUAAAGAGUACGAGUAAGUCCCUUGAGACCCUAAAUGUCUACACUGACAGGUUUUGACCCUGUAGGAUUUGUAUAUAUGUAAUUGUACUGAUGCUCGUGAAUGUUGUGUAGAUUUAAUUACAAGGAAAAAAAAAAAA